This is a messenger RNA of Colletotrichum destructivum, 1868 nucleotides long. Its product is annotated as Putative ribosomal protein uS5 domain 2-type superfamily. NCBI's taxonomy places the organism in Eukaryota, Fungi, Ascomycota, Sordariomycetes, Glomerellales, Glomerellaceae. Gene Ontology annotation, cellular component: cytoplasmic exosome (RNase complex); nuclear exosome (RNase complex); nucleolus. Gene Ontology annotation, biological process: U4 snRNA 3'-end processing; nuclear mRNA surveillance; rRNA catabolic process. The transcript has 3 exons. The coding region runs from base 138 to 869 and encodes 243 amino acids. The record is from RefSeq and is a predicted model, not a curated record.
CUUCAUCACAUUUUUCUCACCUUUGCGAGGUUGAUGAAGAGAAACAUCAAAAGUCGCUCGCUCAACGAGUCGGACCCCAUUUUUUGAUUUCUUUUUUCACGGCAUAUGACAGCAAAAAUCUUUCAUUACUGCCUGCCAUGUCCCGAAAUUCAAAUCCCCAGGCUCGAAUCUCACAUCUGCCACGAGCGGACGGCUCGGCGACGUUCUCGAGGAAUGGUUAUUGCGUGGUUUCAUCCGUCAAUGGGCCGAUGGAGGUGCAACGACGAGAUGAGAACCCUUUCGAGUCGGUCGUUGAUGUUGUUGUACGACCUGCCGCUGGGGUCGGAGGCACGGCAGAACGCCAGCUCGAGAAUGUUUUGCAAUCUUCUCUCCGCCAGCUCAUUCCCGUCAAGAGCUUCCCUCGAUGUCUCAUACAGAUCACACUUCAGGUGACCGAAACACCGCAGAACGACUACGCGAAUAGCAAAAUCGUUCAGGCGCAGUCGAGCCUGCCGCUCCUGCCGGCCCUGUUCCACAGCGCCAUCUUGGGUCUGCUGUCGGCCGCCGUGCCCUUAAAGGCCAUCGCCACAUGCACCACGCUGGCCGUCCUUGAGAAUGGCAGCAAGAUCGUUGCUGACCCGUAUCCUCUUGAGGUUGAUCAGGCAACAUCUCUCCACGUUUUGAGUUUCACUUCGCAGGAUGACUUGUUGUUGGCGGAGAGCGAGGGAGCCUUUUCCUUGACCGAGUGGGACAAGGUGGUUGGCAAAGGCCGGAAUGUGUGCGGCCAGCAUCGCCAAGCGGAACUGGACCCAGUCAUGAACGAAGACGACCAAGACUCGACCGACAUGCGGCAGUUCAUCCGGACAGUGAUGGAAGCCAAAACCGCGUAAAACGCGGCACAGUCAACCAUUGAAGCAGAUAGGGAUAGGGACAGGCUAGGCGACAAGUGAGGCGAAGAACGUCAUUGAGAAGCCUUGAUACGGAAAGGUUUGACAAUGUCCGAAGCUACUUUCGGCGGCGACAGCGACAACUCCGAUGAUAACGAGCACAUCGGCUUAACGGCUUGAAAAAGCUUAAGACCCGGCGCCAAUGAAAAAAAAAGAGACGCAUGUAGCUGUCUGCGGGGAGGACGACGGGCCGGGAGGUAUGACAGGCGGUAAUAGGAUGAGACGAUCGACAGGGCCGCAAAUACGAUUACUGAUGAGACUCAAUAAAGGGGUAGCGACAGGAGCAUAGAAUGACAGCGUCGGGGCUGGGGACUGAAGGUUAGCCCGCCAAUGGGUUGAGCCGCGCUGCAAACCAUCAGAUGCCACGAUGGAUGGAGAACCUGGAAGCGACAGCAAUAACAUGAUACGGAAACAAGAGACCAAUGUUCUCAGGGGCGGAUAAUGAGCAAGGGACACUGUACAAAGUGGGCCGGCUACCGGGGACGGCGCUGAUUUGGACCGUUUGGGAUUACUCGAAUGCGGCGCCAGGCGGCGUUUCAGCUCGACCUCAGGGAACCUGGAGGGAGCGGGCAGGGGGGUUCAGGGGGACGCGGAUUCUGCGACUUUGACAGGCUCUCAGGUCAGCAACUGCAUGGUGUCGUGUUUCCGACCAGGGCAUCUCCCGUCAACAUCUGAUGCUCUCCCGUCGGUCGUGGAAACUGGAAACGACUGUGUGGUCACCUGGGAAGCGGGCUCUGCUUCACGUGUGUGCCGCAGCGCCGCAUGCUUACCUUGCUUGUUCCGCUCUGAUUUGCUCUGAUUUGCUCUGUUCUGCAAAGGAUGCUACCUAUAUCUCCUGGACCUCCUACCUGGUUUGAUUGGGACGCCCCUUAUUCUAUAGCUGACCUUACUAAGACACGCCGAGAAAACACCACCGUGUUUAUCAGGCCAUUUUGAACCCAG